Messenger RNA from Suillus fuscotomentosus, 513 nucleotides. RefSeq lists its product as uncharacterized. The annotation marks the transcript as partial. The record is from RefSeq and is a predicted model, not a curated record. NCBI's taxonomy places the organism in Eukaryota, Fungi, Basidiomycota, Agaricomycetes, Boletales, Suillaceae. The transcript is spliced from 5 exons.
CUCUGCCCCGCUGGGUUGGACUGGAAUGACUCUCGGACAAAAGAGGACCUACGAAGUGGUGAAAUGCUAGUUUGUGGAGAUCAAUGGCCCAUUUUUUUGUAUGCCCUCCAUACUUAUGACCCCAAAGACCCGUGGUGUGGUCUUCUUAGGAGCCACUUGCUAGCUUACAAGCAUGUUUUCAUGUCCCCAAGUUCAGUCGAGAGGGAGCCGAAGGCCACACAUUCAGGAAAUGCUCGCCUCCAUGGCAUGAAUGCUGUGACCAUUGCUUCUGUGGCUUAUAUUGCAACUCAGGUGCGAUUUGCUCUCAGUUCAUCCUCGGUAUUCUCACGGACCGAUACAACUAUGGACUCUGAGAUGUUUUACCACAGUCUCCUGGACCUCUUAGAAGACCCCGAGGAAUGUCAAGAAGUCGAUGAACUGCUGACCUGGUGGAAUCGCCAAGUGUUUCCCACUUCCUCUGCUGCGAAGAGACCUAUCAGUGCCAAUAGCGCCUUAUCCAAGAUUCGACAAAAA